Molecule: messenger RNA, 1294 nt
Organism: Lactuca virosa
Lineage: Eukaryota; Viridiplantae; Streptophyta; Magnoliopsida; Asterales; Asteraceae
Source: the annotation of a GenBank genome assembly
AUCAGGACAGAGCCGAAACAAUCACUCCUUUUUAAGUAUGUAAAAAAGUGAAAACCAAAACCCCAACUUCAAAAUUUCUCAGUGUCACACGAAUUACCCGUUCAACCAAUCAACAUUCCAGAAAAAAAAAUCGAAAAAGAAAAAGAAAACAAAGAUCAAAGAGCGUGAACAUUUUCAUUUUGUUGGAACACUAUAAGCAAAACAUGCGAGUAGCCAUAGCCAAAGGCACCAUCUUUCCCGCACACCCAUCUUCAUUUCGAUUUCUUCAAAAUGCAGAGCUUACUAUUCUAAUUCUUCCUUGUUUCCUCGCAAGAAUCUUAAAGAUCCCGCAAACCCCAAAUCCAUUUAUUCGUCAAUUCAUCCGAAUUGAUAUCAAUCUUCAUAAUCUUCUUCUGUUUCCCCCUUUUCAGAUCAGGAAAUGGGGCCUCUUUCAUGGUAUUUGAAGAUGCUUGAUGUUCGUCCGCUCUACACGAAGAGCAUCUCCGCUGGCUUGAUCUACGCAGCUGCUGAUUUGACUGCACAGAUGAUGACCAUGGAAUCUUGGGGUUCUUUAAACAUAAUAAGAACAUUACGCAUGUCAAUGUUCGGGCUCUUUUUUCUAGGGCCCGCACAACAUGUAUGGUUUAAUUUCUUAGGAAGAAUCCUACCAAAACGAGACAUGACUACCACCUUCAAGAAGUUAGUUGUUGGUCAAAUCUUUUACGGACCCACUUGCACCGCCGUUUUUUUCAUUUACAACGCGUUUCUACAAGGUGAAAGUGCUAGUGAGGUUGGUUCAAGAUUAAGGAGAGAUCUUGUGCCAACUUUAACGGGCGGUCUUAUGUAUUGGCCGGUGUGCGAUUUCUUCACUUACAAAAUCAUCCCCGUUCAUUUGCAGCCAUUAAUGAAUAGUUCGUUUUCAUAUUUGUGGACUAUAUACUUGACGGGUGACAAUCGAUCCCUCAAGAGCACAGUUUUUGUGCAGGUGGAUGGAAUUUGGAGAAGCAUAUGAUAUAAUAAAAUGGGUUAAAAGUAGUUGAGAGUUGUUCUAUAUUAAGGUGCUAUAGAAUGGAAGUGUAUGAACUUGACUGCCGUACGAAUAAAAAGUUUGUUCUAAAAGAUUCUUCAAGGGUAGUUUUGUCUUUUAAGCUUGGCAAAUUCAGGCAGGUAGAUCACACUUUUCAACAUUCUCACCUGUCUACUGAGUGCAUUUAGGGAACUCAUGGACAUGGUGUGAUUUUCAUUUUUCAGUGCUUUUGUGUUAGAGUUUCCUAUACAUAAAAUUGGAUUGUUUAUUAAAAUUUACGCACUCAAU